Molecule: messenger RNA, 1976 nt
Organism: Oncorhynchus mykiss (rainbow trout)
Lineage: Eukaryota; Metazoa; Chordata; Actinopteri; Salmoniformes; Salmonidae
Gene: srrd
Product: SRR1 domain containing
Cellular component (GO): nucleus; cytoplasm
Source: RefSeq, a predicted model, not a curated record
AACAGUCCCCCCUGUGUUGCCAGAAAUACUAGCUACUAACUUUUUGUUUCAUUCAUUUUCCCUACGAUUACACAAUUAGUGACAGUAUCAUUACCAUAAAUUCAUGAGUCUAAUACCUGUGUUGGUUAGGUGAGCUGUUGUGUGGAUGUAGAUAAGCGAACUAUUCCAGAUGCCGAACAGCGGUGAGGAGUGGCAGGUGGCCCGGCGACGGAAGGGAGCAGGCCGCAGAGGGAAGAUUCCUCACACGGCCUGUCAUGAACCUGGACACGCCGACGCUGUGGACACAGAUAGGACCAAACAAAGGAUCACAGAAACCAUGGCUGAACUGAGGUGUGCAGACUUCUGGUUUGAGUGGAGAGAUCGACUGACGGCUGUGGCUAAGGUAGACUCCCCAGAGGUUGGAGGGGACCCAGCAGCAGGCUCUGACCCAGGACCUGAGGGUGGGGACCGGGCCCGGGAGGCCCCUAGCGGCCCACUGGAGUGUGUGUGUUAUGGUCUGGGCUCCUUCUCUUGCUGUGUGACAGCUCGUUACCAACUAGCUAUGCUGCUAUUGAUUCUGGAGUCACUACAGAUCCCUAUGGAGUGGUGCAGUGUGUACGACCCUGUGUUUUCCUCAGGGGAGAUGGAGGUACUGAGACAGCUUGGCCUCAACGUGCUGACUGAGAACGAGGAGGGGAAGCGAGCAGUGUCGAGGCCAACUCUUUUCUACCUGAUGCAUUGUGGGAAGGCUCUGUACAACAACCUGCUGUGGAAGAACUGGAGUAGAGAUGCACUGCCUCUACUGACUAUCAUAGGAAACAGCUUUGCAGGCAUACAGGACAGGAUGAUUCAGAGAGAACUCCAGAGAGACUACAGCUACAUAGCACACGCUGUGUGUGUGUGUGAGGAGUGGCCCCUUCCAUGCCCGUCCCGACUCCUGGACAUCUUCAAUGACACUGCCCUCAUCACCUUCAAGCCCAGCAGCCUCUGCAAACUGCCACAAUCCGCCUGGGGGGAAGCACCAGAGCCCCAAUACCAACACUGCCCCGAUCUGGAGAUCAUACAGAGGCCCACAGAGAUGAGAGGAGUGGAGGAUGAAGGAAUCACUGUGGUCUCUGUGGUUCCCAGUGAAAUGAGAGGAUAACAAGGAUUUUUUUCCCCCUUGUAAUCCUUUGGUGGGACAUUUUCUUUUUGGGGUAAAUGUAUUUUCAGGGUGGAAAAACACGUUAAGCUUCAACUUAAACUAGAUAUAAAGUAUGUAGAAAAGUCAAUGAACAUCUAUAUUUUUUUAUUAAUAUAAUCUUUGAGAACUAACAAUCACCAAAAUAAAAGCUAGACAGUGAGAAUUGAAAAUUCCAAAAACAAUUGAAUUUAUCAGUAUUCCUUUUGUUAUUAUGUUUGAACAAAAGAACACAUCAUUAUCCAUGGUGAAAUGCAUAGAAUUGCAGGAAACUAGCUUUAAAACUGCAACAUUUUCUCAGCUCCAUGGCAGAAUAUAUAGAAUCACAGGAAAUUAGCUUUAAAACUGCAACAUUUUCUCUCAGCUCCAUGGCAGAAUAUAUAGAAUCGCAGGAAAUUAGCUUUAAAACUGCAACAUUUUCUCUCAGCUCCAUGGCAGAAUAUAUAGAAUCGCAGGAAAUUAGCUUUAAAACGGCCAAAAACAUUCUCCGCUCCAUGGAGAAAUUUGUUGAAUUGCAGGAAAUUGGCUUAUUUUUUGAUACAGCGCCAAGAUAGGGUCCUCUAAAAUGUAGCCACGCCGACGGUCAUCUGGGCUCAUUACUACGGCAAACCACGCCCACCCCUAAGCCCCUUUUUGAUCCAGAAAAAAACCCUGGAUAGGAUGGUGGAUACUGGACGUAUGCCAAGUCGGAUUCACUUCCACAGUCGGAAAAUCUGGCAGAAGUGUGUGAGUGCUGUGGACCUGUGUGUGUUUGUUGAUAUGUGGAAUGUAUGUAUGUUAUAAAAUUUGGAAGAAGAAUAAAAUGUUAAAAAAAGAA